CUCUGACCAUCACCACCACCCUCACUCGCCCACUUCAACGCUUCUAUCCCCAGUGAGUAUUUGGUCCCAUCUGCUCCCACAACAGCACUGAGAUGAUUUGACAGCUCUCAAUCUAAUUAAAUAUGUCUGGACGCGGCAAGGGUGGCAAGGGUCUCGGCAAGGGCGGUGCUAAGCGCCACCGCAAGAUUCUUCGUGACAACAUCCAGGGUAUCACGAAGCCCGCUAUCCGUCGUCUCGCUCGUCGUGGUGGUGUCAAGCGUAUCUCCGGCCUUAUCUAUGAGGAGACCCGUGGUGUCCUCAAGAUCUUCUUGGAGAAUGUGAUCCGGGACUCCGUCACGUACACUGAACACGCCAAGCGCAAAACCGUUACCGCUCUCGAUGUCGUGUACGCGCUCAAGCGAUCCGGCCGCACUCUCUACGGUUUCGGCGCUUGA
Molecule: messenger RNA, 434 nt
Organism: Rhodofomes roseus
Lineage: Eukaryota; Fungi; Basidiomycota; Agaricomycetes; Polyporales; Fomitopsidaceae
Product: histone-fold-containing protein
Exons: 4
Coding region: 123-434 (103 amino acids)
Biological process (GO): nucleosome assembly
Cellular component (GO): nucleosome
Molecular function (GO): structural constituent of chromatin; DNA binding; protein heterodimerization activity
Source: RefSeq, a predicted model, not a curated record